This is a messenger RNA of Klebsormidium nitens, 1373 nucleotides long. Lineage: Eukaryota; Viridiplantae; Streptophyta; Klebsormidiophyceae; Klebsormidiales; Klebsormidiaceae. The record is from the annotation of a GenBank genome assembly.
CUUUGAUGGCUCCCAACUUCCAAGCAAACCGGCUGAGCAGAAAACCUGGGACGAGCGAAGGAGCCGCACCCUGGGAGCACCCGCGGGCCGCUCGUUCAACUUCAUGGUUGUCAACUUGUCUGCAUGAGAGCUGAAGGAAAUAUCGACCACCCUAGCUUUGACAGUGCGGGCCCUUUCUCCGUCGUGUCGAGCAAGAAAAGGUGCGAUCAAUGGUUUUGCAAAGGUUCCAGCAUUACGUCGAGUGGAUUAGAGUUGGAUACAAGCUGUCUAUCAACAAGUGUUCAAUUUGCGACGGCAGAGACAGAAGUUUUGUGGGCAGAGUUUGAAGCAAGCAGGGGAACCCGUUCACUACUUGCUGCCAAGAAAGCGUCUCGUAUUAGAGAGCAAGACGUUACCAUUGCUGGGUACAUUUGAAUCCGGCGUUCGCUGGUGUCGCUGAGCGGGAAAAGACUUGUAGUCAAGUGUGAAGCAUAGUUGUAAGUCUCAAGGCGCAGCUCUGGUCGGAGUUGGCUGCGCGCCCAGGUUGCAAACUGUGACGAGAGCUUUCGUGCAAGUAUUAAGGUUGACUUGGGACUUUAACCUGGGAGGUUAGCCAUGUCUCGCCCAAUGGCCUUGGGCCUGAUUCUGCUGGUUUUGUUCCUAACUUCUCAGUCAGAUUGGAAACCCCCCAAGGAGGCGCAGGACGAGAGCGAAGUAAAGGGGAGCAAGGCGGACUUGCAUCGGGAAGAAAUCAAAGAGAAGAUCAUCGUCGAUCUGACGGCCCACAACAAGCGGCUCGAAUCCGCGAAUCUGAAGCUUCGCACCAUGGUGUCAAACGUCCAGGACUCCCUCAAAGAUUGCGGGUGUGUCUCGCCGUAUAACACCACCGCUUCGUUCCUCGAGCUUGAAGUUGGGUCCCAACAAGAGCCGAAGGCUGCUGACGUUUUAGAGAAGGAAGAAGUAGAGCUGCUCGGGGGGAGCGCGAGCUCGGGGAACGAGCAGUUGGGACAGAGCCGGUUAGAGAAAGUUAGGAUGGGGCAUGCUCUGGCAGGGGGGGUGCAUCAGGGAGCCGAAGGUGAAGCGGAUGCCCUGACGGUCUCCAAAAGAGAGCUAGGUAUGGGUGGAGGGGAGCCAUGGCGGCAGCUAGGGGCAGGGAGGGGGUAUGACGAGGAGCAGACUCUGUUGGGAGAGGCUGGCUCAUGAGAGGCAACUAUGAUCAUUUGGAAUGCUUGACGGAUUUCGUAGGGGCAGCUUAGUAUACCGGCUGAAGUCUUGCACUUUCGUGCGACGGUGUUCAAAAUGUACCAUAUUGUGAGUUGACAGAUCAAUAGUUGUGCAUAAACCCGACCCUAGUAGAUAUUUCACACGGUGUGGCAGAUUCUUGCACAGCUUGC